AUGGUCUGGUAUCUUGACACCGACAUCUCGGGCCAAUCCAAGCCCUGAGCUCAGCACCCAGAAUGCGGCUGAGCAGCCGGAGAGGGCUGGAGUAGAAGCAGCAGCUUAUAGCCUGAUAAACGAGUGACCGCUAGCUUCAUGUCAGCCGCGCAGACAUCACUGAAGUAGCAGCAGUGGAAAUCUUCCUGCGGGAAGGAGGGGGGGAGACAGAAGGAAGAAGAGCGAGAGGACGGGCAAGAAGGGAUACGGGACAUCAUUUGAUCCGACGGGAGUAAAUGUUUACGUUGAUUCGGUUUCAACUGUUUUAAAGAGCUCCAAAAACAAUAAGAAUAAUAAAAUAAAAAAAACAGCAGGAAGGUUAGCUAGCCGCCGCCAUCUCCUCUUAGUCGGAGCGACUUCCACACCAUGGGAAACGCUGCAACCGCCAAGAAGGGCAACGAACUGGAGAGCGACACAUUUGUUAAAGAGUUUCUGGCUAAAGCCAAAGAAGAUUUCUUACAGAAAUGGGAAAACCCACCAAAGUGCUCAACGUGCCUAGAGGACUUUGACAGGAUAAAGACUCUUGGUACGGGCUCAUUUGGAAGAGUCAUGCUGGUCAAACACACAGAGUCAGAACAGUACUUUGCCAUGAAAAUCCUGGAUAAGCAGAAGGUGGUGAAACUUAAGCAAAUAGAACACACAUUAAACGAGAAGAGGAUAUUACAAGCUGUGAGCUUUCCUUUUAUCGUCACACUCCAGUACGCCUUUAAGGACAACUCCAAUUUGUACAUGGUAAUGGAGUACAUUCCAGGAGGAGAGAUGUUCUCUCACUUAAGACGAAUUGGAAGAUUCAGUGAGCCACACGCACGAUUUUACGGCGCCCAGAUUGUGCUGACGUUUGAGUACCUACAUUCAUUAGACCUCAUCUACAGAGAUCUAAAACCUGAGAAUCUUCUCAUUGACAACCAUGGCUACCUUCAGGUGACAGACUUUGGAUUCGCCAAGAAAGUAAAAGGAAGAACCUGGACGUUGUGUGGAACACCAGAAUACCUCGCGCCAGAGAUCAUUCUAAGCAAAGGCUAUAACAAAGCCGUGGAUUGGUGGGCCCUCGGAGUUCUCAUCUACGAAAUGGCAGCUGGUUACCCUCCGUUCUUUGCAGAUCAGCCGAUUCAGAUCUAUGAAAAGAUAGUGUCCGGAAAGGUACGAUUCCCGUCCCACUUCAGCUCUGACUUGAAGGACCUGUUAAGAAGCUUGCUGCAGGUGGACCUGACCAAACGCUACGGAAACCUGAAGAACGGCGUCAAUGACAUCAAAGGCCACAAAUGGUUUUCCACAACAGACUGGAUCGCAAUCUAYGAGCGAAAGGUGGAAGCUCCAUUCAUACCAAAGUGCAGAGGCCCCGGGGACACGAGCAACUUUGACGAUUACGAGGAGGAGGCUAUCCGCAUUUCUGUAACGGACAAAUGCGCAAAGGAGUUUGCAGAUUUUUAAGACAGAAGAACAUGGAUAUAUCAGGGAAUCAUAACGGGGACCUUUGCACUCUUCUAAAAGACUUGGGAUGGAAUGAGGACCAUCUUUUUUU
This is a messenger RNA of Poecilia reticulata (guppy), 1561 nucleotides long. The record is from RefSeq and is a predicted model, not a curated record. NCBI's taxonomy places the organism in Eukaryota, Metazoa, Chordata, Actinopteri, Cyprinodontiformes, Poeciliidae.